This is a messenger RNA of Oncorhynchus tshawytscha (Chinook salmon), 9779 nucleotides long. Its product is annotated as protein-methionine sulfoxide oxidase mical3a. Lineage: Eukaryota; Metazoa; Chordata; Actinopteri; Salmoniformes; Salmonidae. The transcript is spliced from 44 exons. Gene Ontology annotation, molecular function: FAD binding; protein binding. The record is from RefSeq and is a predicted model, not a curated record. The coding region runs from base 528 to 7751 and encodes 2407 amino acids.
AGAGAGGCAUACUUUCACAGCUCAAGCCUCACUGCAGAUCUCUCUGUGUAAUGCUGUUCUUCCUACAGGAGGAGGUGGAGGAGUGUGAGUGAGGGACUUGUCUGGCAGCCAUCCCAGUCAAACAGUAAUACAGAGUCGGCCCGGGAGCCCCCCCCCCCUUUGUGAGCCAGUGGGUGUGUGACGUUACCGCUGAGAGGAGGGGCCCCCUAUCUCCUGUCUGGCCAAUCCUCAAACUCGGCGACUAGGUCACAUAAGAAUCCCCCCUUUCAGGUUGCCAUGGUAAUGUGCACUGGACCAGGCAGCAUCUUGCUGUGGUGAGAAGGGAAGACAAGAAAGGAGAGAUAGAGGGAGUGGAGAGAACGAGAACAAACCACAGACAGAGGAAUCACCUAAGCUCUUCAGCUGCUGCGCCUCUUCCCUCUAACGAAGAUGCUUGAGGCAGGGAGCUAAGGCCUCACCAGAGCGGAGUGCGUGCUAGAGCCAGGGGCUGGGGCCUGACCAGAGGCCCCUGAGAGGGUUGCAGGUCCAUGGGGACCAUGGGGGAUCCUGGAGGCUUCACCACCACAGGGGAGCGGGUGAACCCUGCCCACGUAAUGUUUGACCGCUUCACCCAGGCCUCAACCUGUAAAGGCACGCUCAAGGCCUUCCAGGAGCUCUGUGACCAUCUGGAUCUCAAGCCCUGCGAGUACCGGAUCUUCUACCACAAGCUCAAGUCCAGGCUCAACUACUGGAAGGCCAAGGCACUCUGGGUUAAGCUAGACAAGCGGGCAGGCCAGAAGGAGUACAAGAAGGGACGAGCAUGUGUCAACUCUAAGUGUCUGAUCAUUGGGGCGGGACCAUGUGGCCUGCGGACGGCCAUCGAGCUGGGCUUCCUGGGGGCCAAGGUGGUGCUGCUGGAGAAGAGAGAUGCUUUCUCCAGGAACAACGUGCUCCACCUGUGGCCCUUCUCCAUCCAGGACCUCAGGGGCCUCGGGGCAAAGAAAUUCCACGGAAAGUUCUGCGCUGGCGCCAUCGACCAUAUCAGUAUCCGCCAGCUCCAACUGAUGCUGCUAAAGGUGGCCCUGCUGCUGGGCAUCGAGAUCCACGUCAAUGUGGAGUUCAAGGGUCUCAUCGAGCCCCCCGAGGACCAGGAGAACGAGAGGAUAGGGUGGAGGGCUGAGGUCCACCCCAGGACACACCCAGUCAACGAGUUGGAGUUUGACGUCAUCAUUGGGGCAGACGGAAGAAGAAACACGCUGGCAGGGUUCAGGAGGAAGGAGUUCCGAGGCAAGUUGGCCAUCGCCAUCACGGCCAACUUUAUCAACAGGAACACAACGGCCGAGGCCAAGGUGGAGGAGAUCAGUGGAGUGGCCUUCAUCUUCAACCAGAAGUUCUUCCAGGACCUCCGGGAAGCCACGGGAAUUGACCUAGAAAACAUUGUCUACUACAAGGAUGACACGCACUACUUUGUCAUGACUGCCAAGAAACAGAGCCUGCUGGAGAAGGGAGUCAUUCUGCAUGAUUAUGCAGACACAGAGAUGCUCCUGUCUAGGGCUAACGUGGACCAGGAGGCUCUUCUCUCUUAUGCCCGCGAGGCCGCAGACUUCUCCACCAACCACCAGCUGCCCACUCUGGACUUUGCCAUCAACCACUACGGACAGCCCGACGUGGCCAUGUUCGACUUCACCUGCAUGUACGCCUCAGAAAAUGCGGCGCUCGUGCGCCAACGCAAUGGACGCCAGCUACUGGUGUCUCUGGUGGGGGACAGUCUACUGGAGCCCUUCUGGCCCAUGGGCACUGGUAUAGCCCGGGGUUUCCUGGCAGCCAUGGACUCGGGCUGGAUGGUGAAGAGCUGGGCCCAGGGAAACACCCCUCUGGAUGUGCUGGCUGAGAGGGAGAGCAUAUAUCGCCUGCUGCCUCAGACAACGCCAGAGAACAUCAGUAAAAAUUUCAGCCACUACAGUGUGGAUCCCACCACGCGCUACCCUAACAUCAGCCUCCACUUCCUCAGGCCCAACCAGGUACAACACCUCAUUGACACAGGGGAUUCAAGCCGUGAAAUGCGUAUCGAAAUGGAGAAUGUAGUGACCUCGUCAACACCCAAGCUCACCCGAAAUGAGUCCAUCGCUCGCUCCAGCAAGCUGCUAAACUGGUGUCAGAGACAGACAGAGGGCUACAGGAAAGUCAGUGUGACUGACCUCACCAUGUCCUGGAAGAGUGGCAUGGCCCUGUGUUCCCUCAUCCACCGCUACAGACCUGACCUCAUUGACUUUGACUCCCUGGACGAACGGGACCAACAGAAAAACAACCAGUUGGGCUUUGACGUGGCCGAGCGGGAGUUUGGAAUCUCCCCCUGCAUGACGGGCAAGGAGAUGUCCCAGGUGUCAGAGCCCGACAAGCUCUCCAUGGUCAUGUACCUCAGCCAGUUCUACGAGAUGUUCAAGGACACAGUUCCCCCUGGGGCCGGAGAUAACCAGAACAUGAGCCCUGAGGAGAAGGCUGCGUUGAUCAACAGCACUAAGUCUCCCAUCUCCUUCCUUAGCAAGCUGGGCCAGAGCAUCGCCAUAUCCCGCAAACGCAACCCCAAGGACAAGAAGGAGAAGGAUGUGGAUGGUUUGGGGAAGAGGAGGAAGACUAGCCAGGCUGGCCAUUCUGAAGAAGAGGAGGUUUUGAGGGGUAACCAUGAUGACAGGCCGUCAAACAGUACUGCUCUAACGGAGAGGAAGAUGAAGGAAGAGACCGCAGCUGUAGGGAACCAUAACAAAGUCAAGUCCAUGGCCACCCAGCUCCUCGCCAAGUUUGAGGAGAAUGCUCCUGCAGAGUCCAAGGGCCUCAAACGACAGGGGGAUUCUCUGCCCAAUCUGGAUCUUCUUGUGGCACAGCCCCCUCCCCCGCCUCCUGCCCCUCUGGACCCCCCCAGGGAGUCUGUCUGCCUAGCUCUGGUCCCUGCAUGGAGACAGAAACAAACCCAACAGCAGGAGCAGCUCAGCUUUGGCUAUAAGACCCUCCCCAACAGAGGGGAGCAGCCAAGAAGCAGUACAGAGUCAACCUGUGGCUCACGGAGCUGCCCUAAGAAAACCAUUCUGCUCUCCUCCUCUUCCUCCACCUCCUCACUCUAUCUUCACUUACAGAAAUGGAAACCCGUGCAGCUUGACGAGCCAGAGCCUAUUCACAUCCCUAGCAUUCAGGAGAGGUCUGCGAGAUUAGUCGCUAAGUUUAAGGGUAAACCUGAGAAACCAAAGGAGCUAGAGCUUCUGCGCUUUGAUGAUCAAAUGCUGUUACAUAGCCUUAGUAUACAGGAGAGGGCUGAGCAGCUUGCCUCGCAGUUUCAAAGCAAGCCGACAAAGCCACAGCCUAAGAGAAAGCGCUCACGUUUCUUUAUAGAACAGUGGCACCUGUCACGCAGCCAUAGCCCAGAGAGUCCCCUCUCCUCCCCUGAAACGCUCCGACAGAGAUAUUUAAAGAUGUACACAGGGGGAGUAAGCUUAUUGGCUGAUCAGAUAGCCAAUCAGCUUCAACCUCAGGAGGAACCCAAGCCCUUACUUGACGAGAGGGAAUUGGUGGAAUUGGGUUCCCUGAGGAAGGAGUUUCCCCAGAACAUCGGGGGCAGUGACGUGUGCUUCUUCUGCCGGAAGCGUGUGUACGUGAUGGAGCGGCUGAGUGCCGAGGGCAAGUUCUUCCACCGUAGCUGCUUCAAGUGUGACUACUGCGGAACGACGCUUAGAUUGUCAUCCUACGCCUUCGAUGUGGGGGAUGGGAAGUUUUACUGCAAGCCGCACUACUGUUACCGCUUGUCUGGUCAGGCUCAGAGGAAGAGGCCAGCACCGACCUCUGCUCUGCUCAAUACAAAGGACAACCAGGCGUCCUUGCCCGUCAUGGUCACCGUGGACUCCCCCGGGAGGGGGGAGAUGGCAUCCCUGUCUCCCGCUGAGCGCCAGACCUCAGUCCCAGAGGUCAACGGGCUGCAGGAGCCCAGCCUGCCUAAGCGUCUGCGCGGCACGCCGGAGCGCAUCGAGCUGGAGAACUACCGUCUCUCUCUACAGCGGGAGGAAGAUCUGGAGGAGGUGCCCGAGGAGACGCUGGCUGAACACAACCUGAGCAGCGUGCUGGACAAGGACAAACACGCAGAGCUGGGCUCCAGCAGCUCUGAGUCUGACAUGGAGGAGGAGGACCAGGAGGAUGAGGACCAUGAGGAGGAGGAGCAGCAGGAGCCCCCCAGCCCCUCAGACCUGGGAGGGGUACCCUGGAAAGAGGCUGUGGAGAUCCAUGCUAAGCUGAAGACCGACAGCGACCCAGGGGCCAAGGGAGAGGACGGGACUCAAAUUGUUAGAGACCUAAAGGUGGAGGAGGAGGAAGAGGAGGACGAUGAGGAGGAAUCGAGUGAUGAGGGGGAGUACUGCCCGUGGGAGAGGGAGCUCCAGUCAGGCGUAUGGCUGGAGAACCUCAAAGAUGAAGAGGAUACAGGUACAUUUAAAGACAGAUACCUGCAGAUCCAGCAAGUGCUGCAGCCUGUGGAUCCUACAGUCAUUAAGAAUAUCAGAGGAGUCUCCGUGCUGUCGGAGGGGCCUCCUGCCUCAGCCUCCCAGCCCUCCUCCACAGCCCCCGCCAACACAUCCGCCCGUCAUGAGGCUGUGCGAGUCUGGUUGGAGUCGGUGUCUGGAGUAAUGGAUCAGUGCAUGUCUCUCUCUAACCACCAAUCAUGUCAUGAGACCUGUGAGGAUGAGCACCCGGAAGUAGAAGUUGGCAGCCAUGAUUUUGAGCCGGGCACCGAGAUGGAUCAGGAAGACAUUCCCUCCGACGCAGAGGCUGAGGCUCUUCUACACCAGUCAGAGAUCAGUGAAGCGUUUCCUGAAGAGGACAAGAAGUCGGAAAGUCAGGGGCUCGCCUUCAGCAUUGAACAAUCUAGUGUCAGUCCAGUGAAGUUAGUUGGGGAAGUUGUGCUCUUGCCAGUCAAACCACCUACUCCACAGCCUGAUUCACAGAUGUCUCACCCCUCUCCCUGCCUGGUCAAAUCCCCUGGCAUGCACUUUUUCCCAGAACCUUUUCCACUGGAGGACAUCACAACACCACAGAGGACAUCUCAGACUCCCAAUGCCAAGAGCCCUCCAUACCCUGCCCCCACUAUGUCCCCCAUCCGCUCCCCUGUUUGUUCCCCCGUCCAUUCCCCUAUCUGCUCCCAGCCUGUCCCACUGCUCGAAACCGUUACCACCAAAUCCCCUGUUAACUCUCCGUCAUGCUCCUGUCCCCCGACAGGGAACCCGCUGUCUCCCAUCUGUGCCCAGCCACUGCCUUGCCAAGAGCCUUCCUCAUCCCUCACCUCCGACUCCCCCGUCAGAACUCAGCCUGUCCCUGCAGUCACCUCCACGCCGCUGGUCAAACCAGCCUCAUCUGACAGGGCUAUCCCCGAGCCACAAAAAUCCCUAGACUCAUCAGACCUGGAAACCCCUGUCAAGAAGACGGACAUCAUCGAGGAGUUCUGGCUGAAGAGUGCAGAGAUCAGAAAGAGUCUGGGUCUCACCCCAAUGGAACGUAGCAGCAGCAUAUCCCCAGAGAAGAGUCCUAUUACUGUGGGUAGGGUUCCCACCCCGGACUCCUCUUCACCCAAGUCCUACACCCCAGAGGACUUGUCGGAGCAGCUUUCCCCCUUCACCGGCCGCUCGGUAAUCCGCAGGCUGAACAUUACAGUGGAGGGCCAGGUCAUUUCCCCUGUGGAGCCCAAGAGCAAAGCCACGGAUCAAAGGGACCUAAGCAGCAGCUCUGGCCUGGGCCUCAAUGGCAGCACGACCACCAGCCAGACCAGCCAGGCAGCCAGCGACAGUUACAACACCUCCGACUCCACCAUGCUCACCCCGCCCUCCAGCCCCCCGCCGCCCCCACCCAACGAGGAGCCAGCCACCCUAAGGCAGCAGCAGAAGCAUCAUGUCUCCUGGAACAAUGGGAUCGAUGGCCCCACUACACCUGAGCCAGCCAAGGCAGCACCCACCAAGAUCAAGAGCCCUGUGCCUGUACCGAGGACCCAACUCAGUCCUGUGUCUGUGCCCAAGCCUGCCCCCAGGGCUACACUGGUCACGUCACCAAUCACAGCUCCGGUCAAUGCUCCUGUGGUGACCAUGAGACGGGAGAAGAGCAGCAAACCACGUCGGGAGGAGGUGAGGAAGUCAUUUGUGGAAUGCGUGGCAGAGAUCCCGUUUGCAGACGAUGUGGAGGACACGUAUGACGAGCGGACGCCAGACACAACCAUGGAAAGGUUCUACACCCCACCCACAAGCAGGCCCAAUAGGGAGAGGGAGAAACCUCCUCUUCAAUUGGCCCUGGCUAUGGAGAAUGGAACAGCCAAUUUCCCUGGGAACCAGCAGGCCUCAAAAAACCAUAAGGCCCAGCAGUUCUCCCCUGAGGCCAAGGAAAUAGCUGAAGAGCGGAUGAGGGCCAGAGAGAAGUCAAUCAAGAGCCAAGCUCUAAAAGAUGCUAUGGCCAAGCAGCUCAGCAAGAUGAAAGAGACGGACAUGGCCAAGGGCUCUGCCGCCACUGCUAAAGUGGUGUGGAACGUGGCCUCAUCAGAGACAUCCGGAAAAAGUACUAAGAAGCUGUCCGGCUCGCCAAAGACAUCUGCGGUGAUUGCUCUGGAGUCAAAGAAGGCGGAGACUUUGCCAGAGCUUUUCUUCAGCAUUCAGGUUAACAAGAGUCUGGACGGCUCGACUGUCUCCUCUGAUGGCUCCACCUCGGGAGGCAAGAGCAAGAAGCGCAGCUCCCUUUUCUCGCCACGCAAGAACAAGAAGGAGAAGAAAGCCAAGAACGAGAGCCGGCUCUCCUACAAGCACGGUGCAGACGAGACGCCGUCGCCUCCCAAACACAAGUCCCUGUGGAAGGCAGUGUUCUCAGGGUACAAGAAAGACAAGAAGACGAAUAAGGAUGACAAGUCGUGUCCCAGCACGCCGUCCAGCUCUACCACCAAUGACUCAGGGAAGAAGAGAUCAUCUCCUCUCGGGAGGUCAUCAGAUUUGAAGUCGCGCCGAAACCGGAGCUUCUCUGAGGACUCUGAUCUGUCAUGUGAUGAUGUGCUGGAGAGGUCGUCCCUGAAGUCUAAGGCAGAUUCUGUUUAUGUCCCUCACGCAUUGGCGUUCAAGAGAGCGUACGCCACAAAGAAAACCUACACAGAGGAGGAGCUCAAUGCCAAGCUGACACGGAGGGUACAGAAAGCUGCCCGGCGACAGGCCAAGCAGGAGGAGUUGAAGAGGCUGCACAGAGCCCAGAUCAUCCAGAGACAGCUGGAGCAGGUGGAGGAGAAGCAAAGACAGCUGGAGGAGAGGGGCGUGGCCGUGGAGAAAGCCCUGCGAGGGGAAGCAGUAGUUGAGCCCUUUGUCGGGACCCCUCGCCGAAGACCUAUCUCCUUCUGUCCCUGCUGUUCCUCUGAAGGGAUGGGCAAAAAGGACGACCCCAAGCUCAUGCAGGAGUGGUUCAAACUGGUCCAGGAGAAAAACGCCCUGGUGCGAUACGAAUCUGAGCUGAUGAUAUUUGCACGAGAACUGGAGCUGGAGGAUCGCCAGAGUCGACUGCAGCAGGACCUGAGGGAACGAAUGGCAAUUGAAGACCACAUGAAGACGGAGGUAGAGCUGGCGCAGGAGAAGCACAUCCUGAAUGAGAUGCUGGAGGUGGUGGAGCAGAGAGACUCCCUGGUAGCCCUCCUGGAGGAGCAGAGGCUCAGUGAGAAGGAGGAGGACAAGGACCUGGAGUCUGUCAUGCUCUCCAAGGGCUUCAACCUUAACUGGGCCUGAGGAGGAGAGACUAAACUCACCAUCCACCGUAACUCAGAUAAUACACUACCCCUACUCUGUGUCAGGGCUCAGUGAAGGCCCAAGCCACGGUCUCAUGCUCGGUCCCAGAUAACCCAGCAGAGAAUGUGUGCAGAAUGGAGUUGUUCCAUUACGGCUCCUCUGUUGGAGCAGUCUAUAAUGUUUACAUAUCUACCCUGCCACCAGCCAGGCAUCAUUAUCUCCCCUCACUAUCAAAUCACGGUGGGAGGAGCAACUACAUCCUGGACUUUCUCAGAACUUCAGAAGUUCUUGGAGCGGUUCUCCAGAAUGGGGAACAAUGUUUUAUUAUUUCUUUUAAUCUCAAACACGCAAAGGGAAGAAACAGGUUAGGUCCUGCUGAUGUAAAGGAAUUCAAUGUAUGAUACCUGUUUCAAUGUACUACAUGUGUAGAACAUGACAUAUUAGCAAAGCGGGGGUUUUAGAUGAGGGUAGGCCCUUGACCUAUUGACUGUUACAGGGUUUCUGUGGGAAGGGGAGGAGUGGUCUCACUCUCAUUCUAUCAGUCUCAGCCUAACCUCAUAACAUACUCUACUAUUGUGACUGCUGACUGGGGAGGGACAUCCUCUCCUUUAGCUGCCUUUCACUCCAAUUACACAUUGGCUUCCACAUUCUGAGGAGCCAAUAAGGAUGAGACUCUAAAAGUCCCAUCAUUUUUUUGCACAGAGAUUCACCUGAAGAGUCAACACUAAGGAUCAAUGGAAUCUGGUCACUUGGUUGUUUUGUAUUUAUUCGCUUGGUUUUGAUAGAGAACCUGAAUUAACUGAUUUUGGUAUUUUCCGUGUUCACGGAGGGGAGUGCCUGAAUUGGAGGCUCGACGGAUUGCACAUGUGCUCUCUUUAUAACAUUGACAACAAGGAAAUCAACUCAAAACUCCAUCACCAAGAAGCCAUUGUGUAAUGGGUGGAGGCUGCUGCAGGCUCAGAAAAAUAUCCUGCGUUACAUUGUCUUUGACUCUGAAAGUUGUGCUGGUGUGAAUAGUUAACCUGUAGCAUAGAUUCAUUGACACAUGUACACUUCAGCAAGCAACCCACUUGACACAUCUCUUGGUGUCCUAGUUCUGAGCUAUCAUGUGGCUUCUCCAUACCAUGCCAUUCACCAUAAAUCACACUGAUAUUUCAUUUUAUAAUCAGUAGCCCUUAUUCAAUACUAAUUGGCAUAUACCAUGAAAUGUCCUCGGUGUAGGUAAACAGUGAAGAGAACAACGUUAGGGGCAGUGUCUUAUUGGGCUUACACAGUAUCAAUACAUUGUGUUAUCAUAAUACCAUAAGUGAACUGACAUCACUAACUGGUGUCAUGAGACACUUGCGUCAGUGGAUAUGCUUCAAUAUGGGAGUUCUAAACCACAGAACUCUGGCUUCGCUAUCCCUGGGGCUGAGGUACAUUACCUGCUUUGGAGCAAGAUGCCCUUUUCCCUUCUGUUUUAAUAUUUUCUUUUCUUUUUAGGGUUUAAACUUUUAUGUAUCCCACCAGAGGUACAUUUCUAUAUUGUGUUUUUUGGUAAAAUCCUUUCAUACAACUACAGGUUGUCAAACAGCAGUUAUGAGUAGAAGUGGAGACAGGAAGGUUGCUCUAAACCACUUCUAUUCUGUCAGUCACAGGAGCAUGUGCUUUUGUUUGGCAUUUGACCUUACUAGCAUUUCUGCCAAACUGUAAAUCUCUGGUUGGUCACAGUUUUAUAUAUUUUUCUGUAUUGAUAGAUACAUACACUGAGAAUUUGUGUAAGAAUUAAACGGAGCUGUGAAUACAAAAAAGUUACAUAAUUUCAAGGCUGGUUUAGAUGGUGUGUGAUAAGUUUGGUAGAUUUUAUUGAUAUUUAUAAACGUGUGUGCAAAAAUGUAUCAUAUGUAAAGAAAAAUGAAUCCUAAUUUUUAAAACUGUAUGUUGACACACACGACAAAUAUGUAAAUGCUGCUUCAUUUAGCCUAAAUGCAUAGGGUGUUGGAGGUAUGCUGAAACGGCAAUAAAGCAAUGCGGUUGUUCAUUUAGAAA